GCAGCUUUCCUAAGCGCACCGCCAGCUGUCAAAUAGCAAAACUCUUCCGUUUAGCUUCACAGAAUAGCUUGCAGUCAGUUUCUCUCUGAAUUGAUGUUGUUUGGUGGUUUUAAUACGAACAUUUAAUCGUUAUGCGUGAUACACAACAACACGACAGCUAGUUUUGGACUGAAUUCACUUGACGUUGUGAUUUUUUCCUCGUCAAACAUGGAGAAAUUUGAAGGCUACAUCUUCACUGCUCUCUGCAGCACCAACUUCCUGAUUUCCUGCCUGCUGUUCUCUAAAGUUACCCGGGAGCAGAGGGAGCCCUACAUGGACGAGAUUUUUCACGUUCCGCAGGCUCAGAAAUACUGUCACGGGAAGUUCAACGAGUGGGAUCCGAUGAUCACCACCCUCCCAGGCCUUUACCUUGCCUCCGUGGGAGUCAUCAAGCCUGUGGUGUGGCUCGCUGACCUGACCGGCAAAGUGGUUUGUUCCACUGCCAUGCUGCGCUUCAUCAACCUGCUCUUCAACUGCGGCAACCUUUACCUGAUCUACCUGCUCAUCUGCAAGUUGCACCUCAGGGAGAAGACACGAACAACCUCACGUCGGGUCCUGUCAGCGUUGUCUCUGUCCACCUUCCCUGUGCUGUAUUUCUUCAACUUCCUCUACUACACCGACGCCGGAUCUACUUUCUUCACCCUCUUCACCUACCUCAUGACGCUCUACGGCUGCCACAAGGCCGCUGCGCUCCUCGGCGUCUGCUCCGUGCUCUUCCGCCAGACCAACAUCAUCUGGGUCGCCUUUUGCGCAGGAACUCUGGUGGCCGCCAAGAUGGACGAGGCCUGGAGGGUGGAGCACACGAAAAAGAGGGACGAGAAGUCGCCGCCGUUGCAAGUUCCGCUGUCGUUUAGCGGAGUGAAGAAGAUAAUCCUGUUCACCGUGGAGUUCCUCACCUCCCCUGGUCAUGUGAAGGCGGUGCUGCUGGUGGCUUGGCCUUACGCAGCGGUCGGUGUUGGUUUCCUGGCGUUCGUGGUGCUGAAUGACGGGAUUGUAGUCGGCGACAGGACGAGCCACGAGGCCUGCCUCAACUUCCCACAGCUCUUCUAUUUCUUCUCUUUCUCCCUUUUCUUUUCCCUCCCCGUCUCGCUUUGUUACCACCGAGUCCUCCGCUUCCUGCAGGCUCUGAAAAAGCAACCUUUGUUCUUCCUCUUCGUCUCUGCCGUCUGUUUGCUCCUGGUUUGGAAGUUCACCUUCGUGCACAAGUACCUCCUCGCAGAUAACCGUCAUUUCCCCUUCUACGUGUGGAGAAAACUCUUCCAGAGACAUGAGCUGGUGCGCUUCCUCCUCGUCCCCGUGUACGUCUUCGCCGGGUGGAAUUUCCUGGACUCCUUCAAGUCACGCUCGCUCUUCUGGAGCCUGGCCUUCCUGACAUGCCUCCUGGCUGCCACAGUUCCCCAGAAGCUCUUGGAGUUCAGGUACUUCAUUGUUCCCUACCUGAUGUACCGCCUGCACAUGCCUCUCCCCUCGCUUCCCAGACUCGUUGUCGAGUUCCUGCUGUACACGGCUGUAAACACUGCCACCAUUUAUAUCUUCAUCACAAAGACCUUCCACUGGCCGGACACCACAGCCACACAAAGGUUCAUGUGGUGAAGAACAGAGGAUUUUUUUUAUAAGGAACUUCUCUGUGCCACCUUACAGACUGCCAUUAUGUGUGACCGCUCAGAAAACAAAACCUGCGUUACAUCAAACAAAAAUGGCACUUCUGAGUAUUUGCAUUGUUUUUACACAGGGCAAUGAAAUGGUGAUUAGAGGUCGACCGAUUGUGUGAUCUGAUAUUCAGCAAUUUCCAGUUAUAAUUAUUCUUCUUGAUAAAAUAAAUGAAUAUUCUGAACUCCAAAACCUCCUGUGAGGUUUGACAGUCAAGUUAUCACCAAUAGUACGUCAUCCGUGAGAGCAAGAAACUGUAUAAACGUAAAGAAUCGUUAGACUUUCCAUCAAAGCUGGACCCUCUACACGAGGCGUCAUUCCAUCAAUGAAAUCUACCAAAUUUAAGCUUAAAAUUGUGAUGAUAUCAAAAUCUGGUUAUUCCACAUGUUACGUUUAGGAAUUUACCAAGAAGAAAAUGUUUGCUCUGACCAAACUGUUUUUUGUUUUUUAAAAAAAAAUCUAAAUUCUGUGCUCCUCAGUGCAACCAUGAAGCCAUGACUGACUCAGCGACAAAAACAUCACGACAACAAUUCAGGGACAUUCGGUUGACCUGCAGGCAGUGCUUACACAGAACAGAUAAGAGACAAAUGUAAAUAGGAAAAUAUAUGUAGACUCUUAAGUUAUUUUCUAGUAUUUGUAACAUUUGGGGGCAGUUGUAAAUGUUGAUUCCAAUUUUUUUCCCCAAUUUCUGUAAAAAAAUAAUCAAAGAAAUUCAAUUUUUGUUUUAAUUUUUUCAGGAUUUAUGGGAUUAUAACUGCACAGAAGAGUUAUUUUUUGGUUCUUACCAUGGUUGUUCUGUUUCCACAGAAAUGUUGAACUUUAUAUUACAGUAAAAAAAUGAACCCACAGUGAGUAAAAAUGGGGCGAUAUUACCCAGAAACAGCUUGGGGUAAAGAGGGUUCAUUUAAAAAUGUGCUACUUUUGAACUGAUGCAACUGGCAACUUUUGGUAUUCAAAGUUUUCAUUGUUACUGCCAAUGUCUAUCAACUCAGAAUACUAGUUGUCAGUCUUCUCGAUUAUUAGUAAUCAAAAUCAGCCUUGACAAACCAUAUUGGUCGACCCCUUUUGGGGAUUGCCAAAACUUACACAGAGGGUCAACUUUUCUAGUUAAAAGAUGGAAUUUUAAAACUUUGUAAGAGAUGUUAAAAAUGUUUUGGUUUGAGUAAAGUUUCUCAACAAAGGCUAUGAACCCUGAACAAGUCCUGCCUGUUUACCUUAAAUCAGUUGUCAAUUAUGUGAAAAUUACAAGAAUAUUAAUUUAAAGUCUAUCUCUGGUUGUUGAUUAAACCCCUAAGAACUCAUCUUUGUGUAUCAUAGUUACACAAUAAGAAGUUUGCCCAUUAAUAUAAUUACCUUCCUGACUUAAAAUGGCUUAGAUAUGACUCUACACUGUUGCCUCCUUGUGUAUUAUUUAUGAAGCCCCCGCCUCUAUUUACACUCACCCCUCCUCAUUCACUGCAGCUCAGCACACCAGCUCACCUCCAGCUCAAACACUGCAAAAUUACUCUGUGCUACACAAUGACAAGUUGGAAUAUCAUCGGAAUUCAGCCAAAGUUGCUCAAACCGGAAACGGAUUCUGCAGAAGAAUUAUAAUUUGUCUUCCAGCACAACUAAAAAAAAUUGUAAACUCACUGGAGGGGGUCUUUAAUCAUAAAUAUUGACAGUUCAGUGUUGGUAUCAGUAAUGUAAAAAUCACUGGUACUGCUCUCAAUCACAGUGGUUUGUUUUGAAGAGAAUUUACUGUAUAUAAAACUUGUUUCUACCUAAAAGUGUAAUUUUGACAUUUUCUGUGAAUUAAAUGUGACGCAGACAUUUCUAAUAGAUUUUUUUUUCUUACUUUAAAUGUAAAAAUAAAAGUCAUACUAAUCCCAUUUUGUGGAUACAACUGUUGAACAAGCUGUAAAUAUGAUUAAAGAGACCAAAAUAGCCAUAUCACUAUGAACUUUUACUGUACAGUAAGGUUGACGGAUGACUGAGCUGAAGUUAAAUUUUUUAUUUUUUUUUGCCAAUGAAGAGCACUGAUGGACACGUUUGACUUUUUAAUAAUGGGACCAUUUGAAGAUCUACAUCUGUUUUGCAUUUCUACUUUGACAAAGCCAUACAGAUCCACUGGAGGAGAUUUUCAUUGUUAAUUUAGACGUUUUUAUUUGUGAAGUUUACUUUUUGUGCUUUGUGACGCACUUCUGGCCUUCUGUAUGCUCCCUCAUCUGUAUGAUUGUGUGUUUUGGUAUGUAUGGUUAAUUUCACUGUUUUUUUUUUCCUACUCUAUUGCCUGAGACGUAAUGAUGAAGCAGAUGUCGAACCCCAUUAACUCUGGUUGCGUCGGUUUGUGAGUUUAAGCGAUGAAACUGAGAUAAAUCUGCAUCAAAAUUUGUGAUUUUAGACUUUGUUUUUGCAUCAAAUAUGUCUGACUUACAUGCAGUUCUGUGACUUUUCAUGUGGUCUUGUGUCCCUCUUUCCAUCCAGCUGUAUGUUUGCUGCUCCGUGUUGAUACAACCUUGGAAUAAAAUGUCUUCAAUUAA
This is a messenger RNA of Acanthochromis polyacanthus (spiny chromis), 4211 nucleotides long. RefSeq names its product ALG10 alpha-1,2-mannosyltransferase (gene alg10). Gene Ontology annotation, biological process: dolichol-linked oligosaccharide biosynthetic process; protein N-linked glycosylation. The record is from RefSeq and is a predicted model, not a curated record. The transcript is spliced from 3 exons. Gene Ontology annotation, molecular function: dolichyl pyrophosphate Glc2Man9GlcNAc2 alpha-1,2-glucosyltransferase activity. The coding region runs from base 208 to 1632 and encodes 474 amino acids. NCBI's taxonomy places the organism in Eukaryota, Metazoa, Chordata, Actinopteri, Pomacentridae. Gene Ontology annotation, cellular component: endoplasmic reticulum.